UUUAAAUAAAGUUGUGCGAAUUUGAAUGAAACAUGGCCGCCACAGAAGCCGGAUGUGAGCAUUAUGUUCGCAGCUGUUUGUUAAAAGCACCAUGCUGUGGGAAGUUUUAUGUGUGUCGUCUGUGUCAUGAUGGUGAAGAGAAUCAUCAAAUGAACCGAUUUGAGGUCCGAGAGGUUAAAUGUGCAGUGUGUAAUACUGUUCAAGAGGCUCAACAGACAUGUAAGGAAUGCAAAGUGAAGUUUGGCGAGUAUUACUGUGACAUUUGCCAUCUGUUUGAUAAAGACAAGAAGCAGUACCACUGCCAGCCCUGCGGAAUAUGCAGAAUUGGCCCAAGAGAGAAAUACUUCCACUGCAUGAAAUGCAGUUUAUGUUUAGGCACCGAUCUUAAAAAUAAUCACAAGUGUGUUGAGAAUGUCUCCAGACAGAACUGUCCUGUAUGUAUGGAAGACAUCCACUCAUCCAGAAUAGAGGCUCAUGUUCUUCCUUGUGGUCAUCUCUUACACAAAACAUGUUUUGAAGAUAUGUACAGAACUGGUGCUUACCGCUGUCCCCUGUGUAUGCACUCGGCCUUUGAAAUGAAGGAGCACUGGGCACAGAUGGAUGAAGAUAUUGCCCAGUCACCCAUGCCCACAGAGUACCAGGACACAACAGUUAAGAUCAUAUGCAAUGACUGCCAGGCUCAUUGUACUGUCGCUUUCCAUGUGUUGGGCAUGAAAUGCAGCAGCUGUGGCUCCUAUAACACCACCCAGGAAGGGGGUUUGAUCACGCCCACUGCUGUAGAGACACAACAAACUACAGAACAGCUUCUUGAAGAAGAGAACGACGCUGAGCAACAUGAGUGAUGUUAAGACUCAGAAAAAAAAUCUCCCAGUUGAACUUUGAAAUAUAGAAAUACAAGCUUUCAUUUAUCUACCAUGUCUAAACUGCAAUUCUGUAUUAUUGCUUCAUUAAAAUGAAUGAGAACA
Molecule: messenger RNA, 965 nt
Organism: Myxocyprinus asiaticus (Chinese sucker)
Lineage: Eukaryota; Metazoa; Chordata; Actinopteri; Cypriniformes; Catostomidae
Product: RING finger and CHY zinc finger domain-containing protein 1-like
Exons: 8
Coding region: 33-842 (269 amino acids)
Biological process (GO): protein ubiquitination; ubiquitin-dependent protein catabolic process
Cellular component (GO): nucleus
Molecular function (GO): ubiquitin protein ligase activity; zinc ion binding
Source: RefSeq, a predicted model, not a curated record